UAUCAUUAAUUAUUUAUUUUCAAAAUAUAAUAUUAAGGCGACAAGUCAAAAUAUGGCAAAAGGAAGGAAGGAAUAAAGAAAAGAAGACCAAAAGUUUUGGACAUUGUAGAUUAGUCCCAUCACUGAUCUACGUGAGUGUGAGAUUCUUAUCCCUUUGCAAGUCGGAGACAGCUUCUCUCUUACUGCAGCCAUGGAGGGUAUGAUUCAAAGUUCAGUCCCUCAAUAUUCCAAGCCCUUCCACAGCUUAGCGACAAUGGCAAGAUCAGUUCCGAAUCCAAGAAUAAUAGCAAUGCACAGGCGAAGACACAGAAUUCCACAAUUAACUUCUCAUUCUUUUCUACCUUUCAUUUCUUCUUCUCCAACGGGUAGCACAGUUUCUUUUGCAACACCUGAGGUGGGAGUUAGCAAUACUGAAACGCCUGAAUGGGCCAUGCAAGAUUUCUAUACUUUAAGGAAGGAUGUAGAGACUGUCUUAGAGCGUGUUGAGGAGAUCAGAGCUGCUGCCGGUCUAAAGCAAUUACAGGAAGAUCUUGCUGCUUUAGAAGCAGCAGCGACUGAUAGCGCUCUCUGGGAUAAUCGUGCUACUGCUCAGGAAACACUUCAGGCUUUAACUGAUUGCAAAGACAAAUUAAAGCUUCUUCAUGACUUCAAGACACAGGCUGAUGAUGCAGAGACAAUUAUUAAGCUCACCGAAGAGAUGGAAUCAAUUGAUUCAGCACUUCUUCAGGAGGCCUCUGGUAUCAUAAAGGAAUUGAACAAGGCACUGGAUCGUUUUGAGUUGACUCAACUUCUUUCAGGCCCCUAUGAUAAAGAAGCUGCUGUGAUUACUAUCACAGCUGGUGCGGGUGGCACUGAUGCACAGGAUUGGGCUGAUAUGCUUCUCAGGAUGUAUGUGAGAUGGGGGGAAAAGCAGCGGUAUGAAACAAAAGUUGUUGAGAAGUCUGUGGGAGAAGAAGCUGGGAUCAAGUCAGCCACUAUUGAAAUUGAAGGCCGGUAUGCGUAUGGUUACCUGUCUGGGGAGAAAGGAACCCACAGGAUUGUUCGACAAUCACCCUUCAAUGCUAAAGGCCUUCGUCAGACAAGCUUCUCAGGCGUUGAGGUGAUGCCUCUUCUUCCUGAAGACUCAACAGAUGUUGAAAUUCCUGAAGAAGACUUGGAUAUCAGCUUUACAAGAGCAGGGGGAAAGGGAGGUCAAAAUGUUAACAAGGUUGAGACUGCAGUUCGCAUCACUCAUAUUCCCACUGGUGUAGCUGUUCGCUGUACAGAGGAGAGGACACAGCUAGCAAAUAAGAUCAAAGCUCUAAGCAGAUUAAAGGCUAAAUUGUUGGUGAUUGCUGAGGAACAAAGGGCAUGUGAAAUAAAGCAAAUAAGAGGAAAUGCAGUGAAGGCCGAAUGGGGCCAGCAAAUAAGAAACUAUGUCUUCCAUCCUUACAAGCUGGUAAAAGAUGUAAGGACUGCUUAUGAAACUUCUGAUAUCACUUCUGUAAUGGAUGGUGAGUUGGAUCCUUUUAUCAAGGCGUACCUUAAGCACAAGUACAGUAUGACAGCAAAUCCUAGUGGUCUCAGCUGAUUCAUUUUUUUCUAAAAACAUUCUAGAGUUGAAAAGAAAAUUCUGUAAAUGAAUCACUACAAUAUCUUUAAUGUUCUUGUACCUUGUCUCUGUGUUUGGUUGUCUCUGAAUAAUGAUAAAUUCGGAUUCCUUUUUUUUUU
Messenger RNA from Capsicum annuum, 1710 nucleotides. RefSeq names its product peptide chain release factor PrfB1, chloroplastic. The record is from RefSeq and is a predicted model, not a curated record. Gene Ontology annotation, biological process: translational termination. Lineage: Eukaryota; Viridiplantae; Streptophyta; Magnoliopsida; Solanales; Solanaceae. Gene Ontology annotation, cellular component: cytoplasm. Gene Ontology annotation, molecular function: translation release factor activity, codon specific. The coding region runs from base 191 to 1570 and encodes 459 amino acids. The transcript is spliced from 7 exons.